Scomber scombrus (Atlantic mackerel) is the source of this 2595-nucleotide messenger RNA. Its product is annotated as V-type proton ATPase catalytic subunit A-like. NCBI's taxonomy places the organism in Eukaryota, Metazoa, Chordata, Actinopteri, Scombriformes, Scombridae. Gene Ontology annotation, biological process: proton transmembrane transport; ATP metabolic process. Bases 93 to 1946 code for a protein of 617 amino acids. The transcript has 15 exons. Gene Ontology annotation, molecular function: ATP hydrolysis activity; proton-transporting ATPase activity, rotational mechanism; ATP binding. The record is from RefSeq and is a predicted model, not a curated record. Gene Ontology annotation, cellular component: proton-transporting V-type ATPase, V1 domain; lysosomal membrane.
CAGUGAAGCUCCUCCUCAGCCUCCUACGUUACAGACAAACCUGGAAAUCUGCAUCUGAGGACAAGGGAUUUUUCAGGGCAGGAACUUUCAAGAUGGAUACCUCAAAACUUCCUAAGAUCCAGGAUGAAGAACGAGAAAGCCAGUUUGGAUAUGUUCAUGGAGUUUCUGGACCAGUGGUGACAGCUACAGCGAUGGCUGGAGCCGCCAUGUACGAGCUGGUCCGUGUAGGCCACAGUGAGCUGGUCGGAGAAAUCAUCCGUUUAGAGGGAGACAUGGCAACUAUCCAGGUCUACGAGGAGACUUCUGGUGUGUCUGUCGGUGACCCUGUCCUUCGCACAGGUAAACCCCUCUCUGUAGAGUUGGGGCCGGGAGUCAUGGGCUCCAUCUUUGACGGUAUCCAGCGUCCACUUAAAGACAUCAAUGACCUCACUCAGAGCAUCUACAUCCCAAGAGGAGUAAACAUCGGUGCCCUUAACAGAGACCUCAAAUGGGAAUUUUCCCCUGUUCAGAGUCUUCGGGUUGGCAGUCACAUUACAGGUGGAGAUAUAUAUGGCAAUGUGUUUGAAACCCCCCUAGUAAAGCACAAGCUGAUGCUUCCGCCUCGCAGCAGAGGCACCGUCUCCUACCUGGCCCCACCCGGAAACUACGACAUUUCUGAUGUGGUUCUGGAGCUCGACUUUGAAGGUGUAAAGGAGAAGUUCACCAUGGUGCAGGUGUGGCCAGUACGACAAAUCCGACCAGUCACAGAGAAGCUACCUGCCAAUUUUCCACUGCUCACUGGUCAGAGAGUCCUGGAUGCCCUGUUCCCUUGCGUGCAGGGUGGCACCACUGCUAUUCCAGGCGCCUUUGGAUGCGGAAAGACAGUGAUCUCUCAGUCGUUGUCCAAGUACUCCAACAGUGACGUCAUUGUCUAUGUCGGCUGUGGAGAGCGUGGAAAUGAAAUGUCUGAAGUACUGCGAGAUUUUCCUGAGCUUACUAUGGAAGUCGACGGCAAAGUUGAGAGCAUCAUGAAGAGAACAGCACUGGUUGCUAAUACAUCCAACAUGCCUGUGGCUGCCCGAGAGGCUUCCAUUUAUACAGGGAUCACACUGUCUGAAUACUUCAGAGAUAUGGGUUAUAAUGUGAGCAUGAUGGCCGACUCAACUUCUCGAUGGGCCGAAGCUCUGAGAGAAAUCUCUGGAAGAUUGGCUGAAAUGCCUGCUGACAGCGGAUAUCCUGCUUAUCUGGGCGCCAGGCUCGCCUCCUUCUAUGAGCGUGCAGGACGUGUGAAGUGCCUGGGAAAUCCAGAGAGAGAAGGCAGUGUCAGCAUCGUAGGAGCUGUGUCGCCCCCUGGUGGAGACUUCUCAGAUCCUGUCACUUCAGCCACAUUGGGCAUUGUUCAGGUGUUCUGGGGAUUGGACAAGAAGCUGGCUCAGAGAAAGCAUUUCCCUUCUGUAAAUUGGCUUAUUAGUUACAGCAAGUACACACGAGCUCUGGAUGAAUAUUAUGACAAACAUUUCCCUGAGUUCGUUCCUCUGCGUACAAAAGCCAAAGAGAUUCUGCAGGAGGAGGAGGACCUGGCUGAAAUUGUGCAGCUUGUAGGCAAGGCUUCUCUUGCUGAGACUGAUAAGAUAACCCUAGAAGUUGCUAAGCUCAUCAAAGAUGACUUCCUGCAGCAGAACGGUUACACCCCCUAUGACAGGUUUUGCCCCUUCUACAAAACUGUUGGCAUCCUCUCAAACAUGAUUGCUUUUUACGACAUGGCCCGUCAUGCGGUAGAGACCACAGCUCAGACUGACAACAAAGUCACCUGGGCCAUGAUCAAAGAGCAUUUGGGAGAGAUCCUGUAUAAGAUCAGCUCGAUGAAGUUCAAGGACCCCGUUAAGGAUGGCGAAGCUAAGAUCAAAGCAGACAACGCCCAGCUUCUGGAGGACAUGCAGAACGCUUUCCGGACCCUGGAGGAAUGAGUUUCUUAGCUCUAAACCCCUUUCUCAAAUAUCCAAACCCCAGUGCAGUGCAACAUAGUGCGGAUUGAAUGGCCUGUGUUCUGAAUGUCUGCCUCAGUCAUGUGAACUCUUUUAUUCCUCUGUGUUUACGUCCCCUUAAACAUUCCAUGGGCUGCACACAUUUGCAUUUCAUUUUGUUGAUUUUGGACAACUCAUGCUGGAAUCCCCUACAACACCUGAAAAAAUGGAUCGCUCUGGCAAUGUAGCAACACCUUCACUCAACACUCAGCACUUGUUGAUCACUACGCCAUCAUGUUGUGGUGAUAAUCAGUGGGCCCCAAUCAGAUGCUGCACAUGCACUUAACUACUAGCUGCAACAAAGGGUGGACAGGGUUUCUUUCGCCCUGAUGUGAGUGAUCAUUACAGAUUAUUAAUCAAAUGGGAACAUGCACAUGGUUAAAGGGACAUAUGCAUUGGUUGUAUCAGGGGAGCGGGGUUAAAGCAUUCUUCCACCUCUUACCUCUUAAAGUGUGAUGAUAGUGAUGUUGUGGAAUAUAUACUUGAUAUUAUGUGUAAAAUGUGAAUGAAUGAGUCUGUUAGAGUUGUGAUGUAACAGAUGUCUCACUAUUAUAUUCAUGUAAUGUAACUGUCUCCUGAAAUAAAUGUAAAG